GAGUCAUCAGGGCGCGUCGCCGGAAGCAGCCGCACCAUAUUUGGAUUCUGGCGGAUACACGGGACAUGUUAGUGCUUGACAGGAUACACACGCAGUUUCUGGAGACGAGAAAGUGACGAGGUCCGAGUCGAAGAAGUUAAAUUCUGCAAUUUAAGCGGUUUGUGCUGAAUCAUCCUGACCGGACCUGAUCGACCAAUCACCUGCCUUCUGUGUGACCUCGCCAGAUUACCUCCUGAUAUUGAUCAGAUUGUUGAUCUGUCGUCAGCACCAGACCAAUCAAAGAUCCUGCCCUGGACUUGUGAUCACAGCCUGACCGACCAAAGAACUCAGCUGCUGGAAUACUGAUACCUGCUAUUGAUCGCUGAUACUGAAUUAUUGAUCACGCCUGAACCACGGAGAAGCAGUCAAUACGUGAUAAAGGAAUAUUUGUGAUACUCAAAUCUCCUGAAAACCUCCAGAGACAACUAAAGCUUUUGUUGUCCAAUUAAGCUGAUUUUUAUUGGUCAGCUGACACAUUUCAAUGACUGUGAUUGGUUGGUGAGCAAGGGAAACCCUUCCUUACUGGUCAAAGAGUCAUUAAGGUUUCCUAAAGGGGAAAAACCCCAACAGGCCGAUCAAUGGCAGCGUCAGAGCUGAUCCAGGACAAUUGUGAUGUCCGCCCCCACGUGGAAGUUAACGUGACCACAGUGAAUCCCCCUACAGGUCAUCCUCCGGGGGUUGCCAACGGUAACCCGAUACGCCUCACCUCCUUGUCGCCGCCCCCCACCGACGCACACGACGGCAAAAAGCAGCACGAGGGCAGCAAACUGAGCAGCCUGUUAAAACAGAACCAGCUGGUCCACUCUCUGAGCAGCGGACUGCGGCGACACUGCAACUACGUGAAGAUCACCGUGCCGGAGGAACGGGCAAACCACCUCCCCAGUGAGUGGUGGAAGACGGGCGUGGCCUUCCUCUACGCCCUGUUCAUCCUCGUCUUCACCACCGUCAUCAUCACCGUCGUCCACGAGAGGGUGCCGGACAAGUCGGUGAGCCCGCCGCUGCCCGACAAGUUCUUCGACUACAUAGACCGAGUGCCGUGGGCCUUCACCGUCACCGAGGUCAACGGGCUGAUCCUGGUCGGACUCUGGCUCGUCCAGUGGCUCUUCCUCAAGCACAAAGCUAUAGUGGCACGUCGCUGUUUCUUCCUGAUCGGGACGCUCUACAUGUAUCGCUGCGUCACCAUGUACAUCACCACCCUGCCUGUGCCUGGAAAACACAUGGUCUGCGCUCCAAAGCUGUACAACGACUCGACGGGGAAAAUCUGGAGGAUUUUGAGGCUGAUCUCAGGAGGAGGUUUGUCUCUGACCGGCUCUCACCUGAUGUGUGGUGACUUCCUGUACAGCGGUCACACCGUCAUGUUGACGCUGUCCUACCUCUUCAUCAAAGAGUACUCUCCCCAGUGGAUGUGGUGGUAUCGCUGGUUCUGCUGGUUUCUCAGCGCCUCCGGAGUCGUCUGCAUCCUGAUCGCUCACGAGCACUACAGCAUCGACGUGGUGAUCGGAUACUUCGCCACCACCAGGACCUUUUGGUGGUACCACACCAUGGCCAACACGCAUGCGCUGCGUCAAGCUCCCAACAACUACCUGUCGAGGACGUGGUGGAACCCGAUCUUCAAUUUCCUGGAGGUGAACGUUAAGACGACGGUUCCCAUCGUGUUCUCGUGGCCGGUGGCGCUGCCUCCAUCCUGCAGACAGCGGUACAGGAUAGUGGAGGGGGGGAGGGACGAGUGAGGAUGGGGGAGAUAACUGAGCUGAAAUAGCAUCCAUCCUGACUCUUGUAUGAAAGGACAGAGACUUUAACAUCAGUUUACUUGCUAGAACCAGCAUUUCCAGCUCUCUCCUGCAUACUGAGGAAGAGGAGACACUGAAAGGAGGAAGAGGUUAUUAUGUUUACAUUACCAUGAUCACCAGGUGUUCAUUCAUCAGCACGUUUAAUCCCCAAAACCGUAAUAAUGCAGUUCAUCCUCCUACCGAAUCUGAAGUGACGAGUCUCCCGUUGAAAUGUUUAGUCACACGUGGAUUAACAAACAGACGAGGUCGACUUCCUACUCUCACCGUCAGGAAAACAAGAGGUUUUGACUCUACUGAGAGUUAAAACAACUGUCGAAUUAAAGCCUCAAGUCAUCAGAAAAUGAGUUUCACUUCUGUUGUGUCUUUGGUACACCAUUAUUUUUUGAUCCAUGCAUGUUAGCCAUCAUGACAAACAUCUCUGUCUUGAUCUAAUUUAAGGUUUAAAUACGUUUCAGACGCCAUAAAAGUUUUCAAAAGUGCCAGUAAAUCCAGCCUAUGGUGUUGUGAACUAUGAACAUUUGGGUUUCUGCCAUGAUGGAGUUAAAACUUAAACCAUAGACCUGCUGCAGCUUCUGAACUGGAUUUCAGAUGUUGAUGUGAAGAGUUUUCUGGUCUUCAUGUUCAGCUAACAGGAUGAACACAUCCUGCUGCUCCACCAACCAGCUGAAGAGGUGGAAAGCAGCUUUCACAAUACAGGAAUUAUCAGGGUAACGACAAUGGUUACUCACUGCUAGCUAAGACAGCUAAGAUAGGCUUGCUUUUAACAGUGCGUAUGUGUAGACAAGCAGCUGAGAAACAAGUGUUUAUUGUUUGCGUACUUGCCUGUGUGAUUUGUGUGAAUCUGGAGGAUUAAAAAGUUUGUCCACUGGCCAACACUAGAAUAUGUUCAAGGAGAACUUUCCACAAACAUAAACAGACCUAAAUAUGGUGACUUAACUCUGGUUUACUGUUUUUGCUGUUGCAGCGUGUACUGCAGAAUAAUCUGAAACAACGUACUAACAACACCUGAAACAUGCUGAGAAAAUGAGUAGCUAUCUCAUUGUCUUCUCAUCUUCUGAUUAGGGCUGGGUAUUGUGAAAUGUUUUGAUACUAAUGCCGAAACAAUACCUGAAUAUCAGCGCCAGUACCAAAAUAAAUGGUACUUUUUCUGUUUUUCCAACAAAGCUACAUUUCUCAGAUGUUAAAUGUUGUAAAAACAAGCAGCCGUCUUGUCUAAAUAAAACGCAGUCUAAAAUCAGCAGAAUUAUGAUUUAAAUCAGUAAGUAUCUGAUUAAAAGAAUGAAACAAGAAUGAGAAUCUGACCAGACAUUCAGCGACUUUGAGUUCUCGACAGUUUUUGAUACUCAGUGAACACAAUUUGAUCGGUACCAAAAAAAUUCGAUACCCAGCCCUAAACACAACACCGAAGGACUUCAUCUUGUCAACGGGCUAACAAGAGGAGAUUUUGAGACACGAGAAUAUAUUUAAAGUCACCAUCUGUGACUUUAAUUGCAGUCAGAACUCUUCACGUUUGGAUUCAUCAACAACAAAUAUUUGUUCAAAACAAAGGCGUGGCAUUGUUGAAGUGCCAAACAGAAACGUUUUUGUAAGAUUUUGACUUUUCUUUACCAAAAACUGGAGUGAACUUUUGUGCUGUUGAAAUCGGUGCCAUUAGCUAGCUCAUUAACCUAAAUAAUUUUGAUGAGUAAUGCCAACAAAGAUUAAAAAAAAUACAAAUGUACCAUCUCCCAACAAAGAAAAAUGACACUACAUGUUUAAAUAUUGAGAUAAUUUUUUACUGUUUGGUUCGUAAGCUAGCCAGAGACUUAGGACCAAAGCUGCAUUGCUAGCAACUUAGCAUUCUCAGUGCUAACGUCAGUUGGGUCGGUAUGAGAGUGAUUGCUUAUGGCACUGAAUUGGUUUCAGUUAGCCAAACACUAGCUCAUUGUCAUAAACAGUUGUUUUGAUGAGUAAUGACAAUUAAUUAAGCUGUUUAGCAUCCAUGAAAGGUAAAUGUACCACCUAGCAACAAAGUAAAAAGUUAGACUAAAUAUUUAAAUAUUGAGAUUAUUAUUUCUGACUGUGGUUUCUUCUAGUAGCUAAACUGCUAACUUCAGUUGGGUCCUCAUCAGUAUAAGAGUUCAUGAGUAGAAUGAGUAUUGUUGUAUAUGCCUUUAUGUACUUGAUUAUUGUUGUUUAAGUUAUAUUUUCAAGUCAAAAUGUGUAAAGUAUUGAGUGGACUCUUUUUUUUCUGUUUUCUUAAUGUUAUGCCAUUCUUUAUUGUAAAAUGAAUCAGUGAAAAAAUAACUGCCUGUAAACUUCAGAUUCCAUCAAAACUCCCUGAAACUGCUGCAGGUUUAAAGACGGAUUAAUGGAGAUUGUCGUUCCAUAAAGCUCCAGUUACUUUUAUAGAAGUGUUACAGGUGUUCAUUUGGUUAAAGCUGAUGUGAACAAAAUGUCACAAUCAGAUGUUUGCUUUGAUAAUAAAAGAUUUAUUUUCAGUCAA
Molecule: messenger RNA, 4314 nt
Organism: Siniperca chuatsi (mandarin fish)
Lineage: Eukaryota; Metazoa; Chordata; Actinopteri; Centrarchiformes; Sinipercidae
Product: phosphatidylcholine:ceramide cholinephosphotransferase 2-like
Exons: 7
Coding region: 618-1769 (383 amino acids)
Biological process (GO): sphingomyelin biosynthetic process; ceramide biosynthetic process
Cellular component (GO): endoplasmic reticulum membrane; Golgi membrane
Molecular function (GO): ceramide cholinephosphotransferase activity; sphingomyelin synthase activity
Source: RefSeq, a predicted model, not a curated record